UUGUAAUUAAUCUAAUUGCAGAAGUUGUCAGCUGAGCUCCUAACGACUUCUAUUUCUGGGAGGGAAAAAAAAUUCAAGAACUUUAAACAAGAUGAUGAGCACAAAUACUUCUGCAGCAACUUCAACAUCCAAGAGGCUUCAAGGAAAGGUGGCUUUGAUAACUGGUGGAGCCAGUGGAAUAGGGAAGUGCAGUGCAAGGGUAUUCGUUAAACAAGGAGCCAAGGUCGUCAUUGCCGAUGUCCAAGAUGAGCUUGGCCUCUCUUUUUGCAAAGAAAUUGGAUCAGAAGAAACCAUCUCUUAUGUCCAUUGCAAUGUAACUUGUGAUUCUGAUAUCCAAAACGCUGUGGAUUUUGCCGUCUCCAAGUAUGGGAGUCUUGAUAUCAUGUUCAGCAACGCUGGAAUUUCCGGCAUCAUGGAUCCCAGGAUUUUAGCCACAGAAAUUGAAGAUUUCAAAAGGGUUUUUGAUGUCAAUGUGUUUGGUACUUUCUUGGCAGCCAAACAUGCAGCCAGGGUCAUGAUUCCUGCCAAGAAAGGCUGUAUUCUCUUUACAGCAAGUGUUACUUCAGUGACAUUUACGGAGGGUCCUCAUCCAUAUGUGACAUCAAAAUAUGCACUGCUUGCAAAGAACCUGUGUGUGGAGUUGGGCCAAUAUGGGAUCAGGGUGAAUUGUAUCUCGCCAUUUUUAGUUGUAACUCCAAUGAUGAGGAAAGCUACGGGGCUCAUGCAGAUGGAGAAGGAGAAGAUCCAGGCAGCGGUUUCUGCAUCAGCUAUCUUGAAAGAGGCUGUGUUGGAAGAGGAAGAUAUAGCAGAGGCAGCGGUGUAUCUGGGAAGUGAUGAGUGCAAGUAUGUGAGCAGGAUCAAUCUAGUGAUUGAUGGAGGUUUUAGUCUUGCCAAUCCCUCCUUUGCUAUGGCAAUGAAAAGCUUAAUUUCUUAAGGUGAUAGUCUCUUGGAUUUAAAUUAAUUAGAUGUAUCGUUUCUCUCAAAAAAAAAAAGCUUAUUUUUCUUACAAAUGAAUUUGUAUCUUAGAAGUUAAUAAUUUGAUUGAUGAUAGUGGUAUAGUAUUUAAAUGAAUUAUCUCAAUUUGGAUUGAACCGAAAUUAUACCAAAAUAAAAACUGAA
Molecule: messenger RNA, 1119 nt
Organism: Hevea brasiliensis (rubber tree)
Lineage: Eukaryota; Viridiplantae; Streptophyta; Magnoliopsida; Malpighiales; Euphorbiaceae
Product: short chain aldehyde dehydrogenase 1-like
Exons: 3
Coding region: 92-934 (280 amino acids)
Source: RefSeq, a predicted model, not a curated record